Molecule: messenger RNA, 987 nt
Organism: Quercus lobata
Lineage: Eukaryota; Viridiplantae; Streptophyta; Magnoliopsida; Fagales; Fagaceae
Product: L10-interacting MYB domain-containing protein-like
Exons: 4
Coding region: 1-987 (328 amino acids)
Source: RefSeq, a predicted model, not a curated record
AUGGAUCAUUACCUUAUUGAAUCGUUACAAGACCAGGUGCUUAGAGGGAAUAAAAUUGGUAAUGGAUUUGUGGUCGAGGCAUGGAUUGAAAUGGUUAGACUGUUCAAUGCAAAAUUUGGAUCUCACCAUGACAAAGAUGGUCUGAGGAAUAGAUACAAACAUUUAAGGGGACAAUAUAAUGAUAUAAAGGUUCUUCUUGAUCAGAGUGGGUUUUCUUGGGAUGAAACAGGAGAAAUGGUAACUGCUGAGGAUUAUGUCUGGGAUUCUUAUACCAAGGUGCAUCCUGAUGCUCAGUCAUAUAGAAAUAAAUCUGUUCCCAGCUAUCACAAAUUAUGUGUUAUAUAUGGUGAAGAAGUUUGUAAUGGAAGAUAUCGCAUUUCGACAUGCAAUGCAGAUCUUGACAGUGAUGAACCAGAAUUGAGAAUUGGGGAGGAUAUGAAUAUUCAAUGCUAUGCAAACAGUGGUUGUUCGACAACAGAUUGGACACCUUCAAUGGACCGUUAUCUCAUAGAUGUAAUGCUAGAGGAAGUGCAUAAGGGGAAGAAGAUUGACUACACCUUCAACAAUCAAGCAUGGAUAGAUAUGUUUAUGUUGUUCAAGGAACGAUUCUCAUUACAACAUGACAAAGAUUUUCCGAAAAGUCGUUAUAGAAGUUUGGAAAAGCAGUACUUUGAUAUGAAAAAUCUUCUUGAACAGAGACGAUUUUCAUGGGAUGAAACACAGCAAAUGGUCACAGCUUUUGAUGAUGUUUGGGAUGCAUAUGUGAAGGAAAACCCAGAUGCAAAACCAUGCCGAAUCAUGCCGAUGCCAAAUUAUAAUGACUUGUGCUUGAUUUAUGGAAAUCCAGCUUCUGAUGAACGGUGUAACGAAGCACGUCAAGAUCUAGGAUGUAAUGGUUUUGGUGAGAUUUUGGUUCGACAAGCUUAUAAGCAAUCUCAGCAUUUGCCUAUUUUUUCCCUCUUCAAGUAUUUGGUCUUUAGUCAAUGA